UCAGCUGAAAUAUUUCAACCAUGGCUCGUAUGGAGAUGAUCGUCAGUUUCGCCAUUUUGGCCAUUGCCUCUGCUAGCUACAGUGGUUCUAACUACGGUAGCCAGGGCAACUACGGUAGCUCAGGAAAAGCCUAUGGUGGUCAGAGCAACUAUGGUAGCUCAGGAAACGCCUAUGAUGGUCAGAGCAACUAUGGCAGCAACUAUGGAAAUAACCAGUACAAGAAUGUAGGCAACAACGACCAAUACAGAGAUGGUCUUUACUACGAUCCAGGCACCAGCUACGUCCAGGCUUAUGGCGGAUCAAAUAGCUACCAAGCUGGAAAUGACUACAACAACAACAACAACAACUACGACAACAACAACUACAAAUCACCAAGCUACAAUGUCCCAAGCUACCCCAAACCAUCCACCUACAGCUCAAAUUAUGCCACCUACAAAAAACCAUCCUACACUGCCCCAGCCUCAACCAGCUACGGAAGUGGAUCAUCCUACACUGCCCCAGCUUCAACCGGCUAUGGAAGUGGAUCAUCCUACACUGCCCCAGCCUCAACCAGCUAUGGAAGUGGAUCAUCCUACACUGCCCCAGCUUCAACGAGAUACGGAAGUGGAUCAUCCUACACUGCCCCAGCCUCAACCAGCUACGAAAGUGGAGCCUCCUACACUGCCCCAGCCUCAACCAGCUAUGGAAGUGGAUCAUCAUACUCUGGCUCUGGCUCUAACUACGGAAGUGGAAGCUCUUACUCCAACAGCGACGACUCCAGUGUUGGAACAUGUAAGUUAAUUUAUAAACUGAUUCUAAUUUCCGAUAAAAACUAUAUUUUAAAUUAGUAGACUAAUGACAAUGUCAUUUUUUAAAACUUUAAUUACCGACGUAAUCAAUUCUACUUCAUUACAAUAAUAAUCACAUUUGGAAAGGGGAAACAAAUGUAAUCAAUAAAACUAUAUCCAAUGUUAACAUUAUUACUUUGGCUUCCCUAUUCCCCAGACCCAUGUGGACCUAAAGACGAAGGCAAGACCUACGCCAUUGU
Lymnaea stagnalis (great pond snail) is the source of this 1027-nucleotide messenger RNA. NCBI's taxonomy places the organism in Eukaryota, Metazoa, Mollusca, Gastropoda, Lymnaeidae. The record is from the annotation of a GenBank genome assembly.